AUCUGACAUCCAGUAUGGCCACUACAAAUAAUGUGACUGAAUUAAUUAUUGCUGGCCUCUUCCAGGAUCCUGAGGUGCAGAGAGUGUGCUUUGUGCUGUUUCUUCCUGUGUACCUGGCCACGGUGCUAGGCAAUGGCCUCAUUGUUAUGACGGUCAGUGUCAGUAAGAGUCUGCGUUCCCCCAUGUACUUCUUCCUCAGCUCCCUGUCCCUGGUGGAGAUCUGUUACUCCUCUACUGUUGUCCCUAAGUUUAUCACUGACCUACUUGCCAAGAUGAAAACCAUCACCCUGAAGGGCUGUCUGGCUCAGAUUUUCUUCUUCCACUUCUUUGGGGUGGCUGAGAUCCUGUUGCUGGUGGUGAUGGCCUACGACCGCUAUGUGGCCAUCUGCAAACCUCUUCAUUACAUGAACAUCAUGAGCCGUCCACUGUGUCACCUGCUGGUGACUGGUUCCUGGAUGGGGGGAUUUUUUCACUCUAUAAUUCAAGUUCUCAUCGCUGUGCAAUUGCCCUUCUGUGGUCCCAAUGUGAUUGACCACUACUUCUGUGACCUCCAGCCGUUAUUCAAGCUGGCCUGCACGGACACCUUUGUGGAGGGAGUGAUUGUAUUGGCUAAUAGUGGCUUAAUUGCCUUGUGCUCUUUCCUUAUCCUUGUGGCCUCCUACAUUAUCAUCCUGGUCCACCUGAGGAAGCAUUCUGCAGAGGGGAGGCGCAAGGCCCUCUCCACCUGCGCCUCGCACAUCACUGUGGUGGUCUUGUUCUUUGGACCGGCCAUUUUCCUCUAUAUGCGCCCCUCUUCUACCUUCACUGGGGACAAAUUGGUGGCCGUGUUCUACACCGUCAUCACCCCCAUGCUGAACCCCAUCAUCUACACACUCAGAAAUGUGGAGGUAAUAAAUGCCAUGAAGAAGUUGUGGGGCAAAAAAUCCUUAAUGGUGGGGUGA
This is a messenger RNA of Dipodomys spectabilis (banner-tailed kangaroo rat), 941 nucleotides long. RefSeq names its product olfactory receptor 4B1-like. Lineage: Eukaryota; Metazoa; Chordata; Mammalia; Rodentia; Heteromyidae. Bases 15 to 941 code for a protein of 308 amino acids. The record is from RefSeq and is a predicted model, not a curated record. The transcript has a single exon. Gene Ontology annotation, biological process: G protein-coupled receptor signaling pathway. Gene Ontology annotation, molecular function: G protein-coupled receptor activity; olfactory receptor activity. Gene Ontology annotation, cellular component: membrane.